Messenger RNA from Striga hermonthica, 1257 nucleotides. Lineage: Eukaryota; Viridiplantae; Streptophyta; Magnoliopsida; Lamiales; Orobanchaceae. The record is from the annotation of a GenBank genome assembly.
AUGUACGCAAAGUGCGGCCACAUGGCGGAGGCAGAGGCUGUCUUUCACGGGCUUGACGGAAAGAGUGUGGUCUCGUGGACUUCCCUAGUAGUCGGGCUGGCCAUCAACGGCUUUGGAGAGGAUGCAAUUCGGGUUUUUGAAGAGAUGGAGAGAAGAAAUGUUAUCCCCACCGAGAUCACUUUCAUCGGGGUCCUGUACGCUUGCAGCCACAAUGGGCUUGUGGACGAGGGCUUCGCGUACUUGGAAAAAAUGAUCGAAAAAUACGGGAUUGUCCCGAGAAUGGAGCACUACGGAUGCAUGGUGGACUUAAUGGGCCGGGCGGGCAAGAUCGAACGGGCCUAUGACUACAUUAAGAAUAUGCCCGUGGAGCCCAACGCGGUUAUCUGGCGAACGCUGCUCGGGGCUUGCACUUUGAGCGGGAACGUGAGAAUCGGUGAGGUUGCUAGAAAGGAGAUCGUGAAAUUGGAGCCGAAGCACUGUGGGGACUACGUGCUGCUAUCAAACCUUUACGCGUCCGAGAGGCGGUGGUGUGACGUGGACAGGGUGAGGCGGGCAAUGGUGAGGGAAGGGGUGCGGAAAGUGCCGGGGUAUAGUCUAGUGGAGGUGAGGAACACGAGUCACGAGUUUGUGAUGGGAGAUAAGUCACACCCGCGCACGGAGGAAAUAUACGAGAUGCUGAGGGAGAUGAGAAGGAGGCUGAGGUCGGAGGAAGGGUAUGAUCCGGGCACGUCGGGAGUGCUCACGGAUGUCGAGGAGGAGGAGAAGGAAGAUGCUGUGAUGCACCACAGUGAAAAGAUAGCGGUCGCGUUUGGGCUCAUCAGCACGCCGCCUGGGUCACCGAUAAGGGUCGUUAAGAACCUUAGGAUUUGUGUGGACUGCCACGUGGCGAUCAAGAUGGUUUCGAGAGUUUUUCGGAGGGAGAUUGUGGUCAGGGACUGCAGCCGGUUUCAUCAUUUUAGGGACGGGAAUUGUACAUGUAAGGAUUAUUGGACCCAACUCAUGCUCAGACAAAUACCCGAGACCCGCGCCCGAAGACUUGCACCACAGAUCACCCAGAAAGAACCAGCAAACCGGUCCCAAACCCAGCAAACCAGCCCUCAGGCUCAGCCCAAGUUUGCGGCCAAUCCCUCCGCCCAACACCAGAGACGGGAGAAAACGGUGGCAAGUGGCGAUACCUCCAACUGGAACCACCAAAGGAGGAACAAGGCCACGACCCACCCCAAAAUGAGUGUCAGAUGCUCGCCUAACGCUGCGUAA